Aureobasidium namibiae CBS 147.97 is the source of this 228-nucleotide messenger RNA. RefSeq lists its product as uncharacterized. The transcript has 2 exons. The coding region runs from base 1 to 228 and encodes 75 amino acids. Lineage: Eukaryota; Fungi; Ascomycota; Dothideomycetes; Dothideales; Saccotheciaceae. The record is from RefSeq and is a predicted model, not a curated record.
AUGCUGGUCCCCUGUGCGAACACCCAUGACCUUCGCCCUAAGAAAGACCGAGACUUGGAUAUCUCUAAAGCUACCGCUGAGGAGUUUGCACGACUCGUACACGCGGGAUACGAAACUCACGCCCUCGUCGCUAAGGACCCAGACUACAUCCACCGAGUCAUCGCUAGUGCUUCUUGCGAAGCAAAAGGCGACCCCCAAGACCUGGUCAACCUCAUGGCGAUCAGUUAA